AUGAGUAAUAACUUAGAGAGUUUGAGGUCCCGGAUUAUGGAGAACAUUAAUAGCAAAAAAGAUGGAGAAAAGAAGGUUCCAACUGGGCCUAGAGGUUCUAUGGAAACAGUUGAAAGACAACCUGCGAAAGGUGAAAAUAUUUCAGAAAUAGUGCGGCAUGAGAGUAAUGGGGGCACAUAUUUAGAGGUAGAUCCGCGCCGGGGGAAUAGUCGUAUGGAUUUGAGGGUUGGUGGGGGAGCUGCCAAUGGUGGGAGACGAAAUGCGCAACAGACUGCUUCUAAUAGUGUGCCACUUGGGGCACCAAGUCGGUUUGGUAGUCAAGGAGCAGGUUAUUUUAAUAACUUAGAAUCGAGGCGUAAUAUCUCAAUACAACCUGAUGAUAUGCCGCGCUCGGAGGCAUUACAGUAUGAUUCUAGGAGGAGUAAUAACAGAUUUGGGAGUCGUUAUGCGAGCAGGUUUGAAGGCUCCGCUCGAGGUAGGAGACAGCAGCCGACUAACGGCGGCAGAAGUUUCAACAGCAAUGGGCCUAGAUAUCAAGGUAAUGACGGAGGUGCACGGAUACAGAGUCGGAACAUGCCGAGAAACUCAUGGUCAGGAACUAACUCAUCGUAUGUACGGGAUUGGUCGCCGGAUGACAGAAAUAUUGAUUGGACCAAGAUUGUCUCGAUUGAUGAGCGUGUUCGUUCAAGGCCUUCUCGGUGGGACAUUACACCUAAGGGAUUUGAUAAGGUCCCUGCAGAGAGAGCGAAGCUUUCUGGUCUAUUUCCUUUACCUGGCCAACCGCAGGAGCUAGAUCGUGCAACACUUGAAGGAAUAGUCGAGAAGGGCGCGCUUAAUAGAAGAACUAAGAUCUUAUUCGAGGAUCCUACAAAACAAAAUUUAGUGCAAUGCAAAUUAAACAGAACGAUAAUAAUUACAUCUACGGUUCUUGAAUUCUCAGAACAAGAACUUGUCGCCAAAGUUAUUGCCAAUUUUCUAACGCGAGUCACUUUAGAAGGUAAACAUGAAGUUGUCUUAUGGAGGGCGCAAAGCAAUCGUUUGAUAUUAGAGCUCAGCACAGAAGAGACUACAACUGUAGUGCUAUCAUCCCAAAAAUAUCUGGAAAAAGAGCUGGACCAAAAGUUUAUAUGGCAGAGGCCGGGGGAAUACGUUUGCAGAGAGGACAUACAAGAACCAAUAUGCGCGCACAAUCUGAUAGUUAUCCCUGAGAUUGCCGUCGAGGAAAUUAGUGCAGUUCCUGAAUGGCUGCAGCAGCAAGGCAUCAAAUAUACCUGGCUACACUGCCUGGAGCUGGCGCCAGAGAAUGCCAAUGCAGAUGACAAAAUUUUCACAAAAGUUGUACUAUACAACCCUGCUAACGAUGGCCAAUCCAGUAAUUCUGUACCAGGUAGCGAUAUUUUGAAACCAAAUGAAACACAACUCAUACAAAAUUUCUCUAACAUAUCGUACCAGACGUUCUCAAAAAUCGUCGCAGUGCAGACCCACAAGCCGUCCAAGGUGGUUUGCUUAUUAAAUGCGGUCGACCCCGUCGACCUGAAGAAUGAAAAAUGUUACCAAGAAAUUUAUGAGGCCAUGAUGUUUGGAUCUCCCGUAGUGAACUGUGGUGCUGUUGAAAGCAUUAAAAUCCCAGUACCAAGUGCGGACUUCAGGAACAACUUCGAUAGUGUGCCCUUACAGAUUGGGAAGAUAUUCAUAAAAUUCAAAGAAAUGGACGGCGCGGAACGUGCGAUGCUAACCUUAGCAGGAAUGCGUUUCGGUGAACGAACUAUUCUAUGUAGUUACUUUAGUGAACGUGACUUCGACUUGGGUCUUUUCUAA
Molecule: messenger RNA, 1818 nt
Organism: Eremothecium cymbalariae DBVPG#7215
Lineage: Eukaryota; Fungi; Ascomycota; Saccharomycetes; Saccharomycetales; Saccharomycetaceae
Gene: MUD2
Product: Mud2p
Exons: 1
Coding region: 1-1818 (605 amino acids)
Cellular component (GO): nuclear speck; commitment complex; U2-type prespliceosome
Molecular function (GO): poly-pyrimidine tract binding; pre-mRNA 3'-splice site binding
Source: RefSeq, a predicted model, not a curated record